UGUCCAUGAAUGGAUUCCUUUCAUGUCAAAUUAUUUUUGCUGUACCUACAAAUAAUUUAUAAAGCUUCUUGAAAAUAUGGUGUAAAUUUGAUUAUUUUGUACAAUACUUGUGUUCCAUUUUGAUUUCAUCCCUUGUGCAUAUUACUGGGUGCGGCGGACGGAAAAAUGUCGUCUAGUUCCGUAGAGGAAAUACCUGAACAGACUGACCUUUUCACACAAGAUGGUGUACUUCUCAAAGCCUGCCUGGGUCGACCAGUUAAUGAACUCAACUCAAUCGGAAUGUUGUGCAUUGUACAAAAUCCAGAUGCAAGUAAAAGUAUUGAGUGGCGACCCAAUGACCUGAUAACUAUAGAUUCCACCCAAGAUCAAGAUUGGGCGCUUGUUAAUACCAUUAGGCGUCGUCAACGGACCCUGAGUGAUAAUUUAACAGCGGACUACGCAACGGCUCGAGCACGCAUCAUCAAAAUACCACUAAAGGAACUCCAAAGCUUUCGUAUCACUCACAAAAACCAACAGAUGAAUUUCUCCUGUAAACUCGGUGUGUGGCAGUCGACGUUCUACUUCCAACACGGCAAUGCGGAAAUAUUCGUAGCAUAUCUGAAGAAUCACGUGAAGACAGCGAGAUCGAGCCGUGACAAAAAUACCUAUAUGGUUGUGGAGUCGACAGAAGAAACACGAGCACUGAAUCGCUCGUUCACAGAGUUGGAUUUAUUUACAGAGAACACUACCGAUGUAGUGUGGAAUAUAGUGAGUAAUCUGAAGGAGAGACCGUACGAAACUACAAUGGAGGCAUUUUCGAAACUCACAAAUAUUGUAUACUACGGCAAUGAGGCGAAUGGCAAACGCGAUGUUUCCGAAGAUGUAGCAGACCUGCUUACGAAGAGUAUGGUCGCGGCUGAAGAAGCCCACUCAGUCACCAAGAGUGAUGAGUACGAGGUCAUCAGCGUUAAGCCCACGCUGCCACCGAGGCCUUGUAUUCCUAGAAGCACACCAUUGUCUACGGAGAAGUGGGAGGGGUUGCAGGACCCACUGGGUCGCGUCGCUGAGGUAGAGGGAGUGAAGCAACUCAUAUUUAGAGGGGGUGUAGCACAUUCCAUAAGAAAGCAUGUGUGGAAAUAUAUUCUAGACUAUUACCCAUGGCACAUGACUCAUGCUGAGGUGAAAGCUCUUCAGAAGAAGAAAACAGACGAGUAUUACUGCAUGAAGCUGCAAUGGAGGACCAUGACGGAAGGUCAAGAGAACAGAUUCACCGAGUACAGAGACAGGAAGAGUCUGGUGGAAAAGGAUGUGAAUCGUACGGAUAGAACGCACCCGUACUUCGCUGGUGAUAAUAAUGAGAAUCUGGUGACUCUCCAGGAUAUACUGAUGACUUACGUCAUGUACAACUUUGAUUUGGGCUACGUACAAGGAAUGAGCGAUAUAUUGGCACCUUUAUUGUUGCUUUUGGACAAUGAAGUAGACAGUUUCUGGUGCUUCGUUGGAUUCAUGGAGAAGAUUGCGACAAACUUCGACCUGGACCAAGCGGGCAUGAAACUCCAGCUGCUCCAGCUGCAACAGCUGCUGAUGUUCGCGUGUCCGGACCUCGCGCAGCAUCUCGCCUCGAAGGAUUCGGGCAACAUGUACUUCUGCUUCAGGUGGCUCCUCGUCUGGUUCAAGCGGGAGUUCUCACACCCGGAUAUUAUGAGGCUAUGGGAAGUACUAUGGACGGGGUUGCCAUGUUCUAACUUUCAUCUAUUUAUUUGUGUCGCUAUACUCGAUGCAGAGAAGGAGGUACUCAUAAGCAAAGACUACGGUUUCACGGAAAUUUUAAAGCAUGUGAACGACCUGUCGAUGCGCUUAGAUGUAGACAAAGUGCUGAGCUCAGCAGAAGGGAUAUACCACCAGAUCAUAUCUGCACCUCACCUCACCGACCAGAUCAGAGUGAUCAUCGGUCUAACCCCACUGGGAACUUCGGUCCACUCGGACGAUGGCGAUUCAACCCGCACGGAAGGCGAUUCGACACAAGCUAACGGCUACACUCGAAUAUAAUGGAAUAGAAAUCACCAUAAUAACACAAACCUUGUGGACGCUGCUUGCCUAGUGGCGCCAUCUGUACAUAACUUGAACACAUAGACUGGACGCGAAGUGAUAGAUUUAUAUUUUUAUAUAUAACGCACUUUAAGAUGUCGAUUGUAUCCUAUUUGAAUAUGGAUGCCUAUUUAAAAUAUACAACUUUACAUGUUUAUAAUAGGGGUUGUCAUCUUCCAAUCAAAUGUAUAAUAUUUUAUUAUAGUGUAGGUUGGCAACCCUACAACAUUGACCCGCCGAUAUUGUUUGCAUAGAUUCAUUUUAUUCUAUAUAUAUGACAAAGUAAUAAUGAAUAAUAUACUAAUAAUUGUUUGUUACAUGUAAUGUGUAACUGGACACUUUUUGUCACUUGAGUUUGUUUAUAGACAUUCUAUAACAUGUAUAUUGUUUUAUCGUUUGGCAGCUUUGUAAUUACCUCAAACAGCAAAAAAUCAUAUAUUUUAUGCCUCUAAAAAUUAUACAAUGUGUAAUAAUAGAAUAAAUGCAAUUCUUUAAGCACCCUAAAAUACGAUUUUUUAUGAUGGCAAGAAAUUAAUCUUUGAAACUUUGAAUAGUACAAAUUUAAAAAUUGACUCGGUUUUCGGCAAUUUGUUGCAUGUUGAAGAAAGUGGUACCUUAUGGAAAGUCAUACUUUUUGCAUUUUCCUAAGCUAUUCUUCCUUUUGUAUUGAUCGAUUUUAUAAUUGUUUAAUCGAUUUUGUACUUUACACUGAUAUAAAUAUGUCGCUUAUUUCGAUAAUUUCAUUCAUUUCUCUAAGGGACAGGUAUAACUAUUCGUUCAGGUGAGAAAUCAACUUGCCAUUAAAAGCAAUAAAAAAAGACAUUGGUGCUGUUUGAAUUCGUAUAGGAUUUAAUCGACUGAACAGUGAUAACAAAAUCGAUAUUUUUAAUAUGACAUGUCAAUUUUACAUGUAAAGUGAUUUACUUUUAAUUUAUCUAUGGUUUGUGAUUUAUUUCUAGCAUAUCAAUAUAUUAAUUCAAAAGAUGUAUUAAAUUAUAAUUUAAAAGCACGAAUGAGGCGGUUUUGUUUUAAAUAAUGCGAUAGAAUUAAUGUAUAUUGUUUACAUAUGUUUGAAGCGAAAAGAACUUUGACAAUUGGUUGGUUUUUCGUUUUGUGUAUUGAUUCAACUCGUUCAGAAAUAUAUGCAUUAUGGUUGUAUUGGCGUUCAUCCAGAUUAAAAGUUUUAUGUGUAGUAUUAGGUUAUAUCUUUUUAUAGUGUGGAUUCAACCGUAACUGACGGUUAUUAUCUGUCAAUAAGUUAAAAAGGACGUCGUGCUCGUGAAAACAUAUAAAAUAAGGAAAUUUAUAACAUCAACAGCAUGCAGACAUGGCUGUAUGGGCCCAGUUCCCUUUCCUUUAAAGGAUAAACAGAAAAAAAGAACGGCGACUAUUAUUCUUUAAAGAAGUUCAGUGAAAUUUAUAUGGUCUGUAUUUUCAUAUUUAGUACUGUAAUUAAAUCUUCAGUACAUUUCUCAGUCUCGUCUGAAACAGUUGGUUUCACGUGCAUUUGACAUAACUUACCGUUAUUAUAUCCCAUUUAACUCAUAGUUUUGUAUCG
Messenger RNA from Achroia grisella, 3625 nucleotides. RefSeq names its product TBC1 domain family member 15 (gene Tbc1d15-17). Gene Ontology annotation, molecular function: GTPase activator activity. The record is from RefSeq and is a predicted model, not a curated record. Lineage: Eukaryota; Metazoa; Arthropoda; Insecta; Lepidoptera; Pyralidae. The transcript is spliced from 10 exons. Gene Ontology annotation, biological process: activation of GTPase activity. The coding region runs from base 166 to 2028 and encodes 620 amino acids.